Messenger RNA from Physella acuta, 3771 nucleotides. RefSeq names its product solute carrier organic anion transporter family member 2B1-like. NCBI's taxonomy places the organism in Eukaryota, Metazoa, Mollusca, Gastropoda, Physidae. The record is from RefSeq and is a predicted model, not a curated record. Gene Ontology annotation, cellular component: basolateral plasma membrane. Gene Ontology annotation, biological process: sodium-independent organic anion transport; transmembrane transport.
CUUGCCGCGCGCUGGUCACUAGUACAACUUCACCCCUAGCUGGUUUUAGGGGUCACUACCGGUCUCAAAUCUCUCUACCCGGGAGCCGGCCUGUAAAACUGUGUAAAAUUAGAAUCUGCCCGUGCCGGAUAUUCUCCCCUACAUUUAGUUUCUGGCGUGGACCGAUGGCCUGAGCGUCUGCUGCUAGUCGUGUGAUUUCUUCCCGCCAAACUCCGGCCGCUCUCUCUCAGACAUUGCCCGGGAGAUGGUCGUGGACAAGGAGGGGGAUCAGCCCCGACACGUGACUGGGAAUGGAGGCUUCACGCCCGUGGAGCAGCCGACCAAUGGGAAGUCCGGGUCAACUUCUGACGUGGGGGAGACAAAGCAGCCUCCAACUGUAACAGACAAGGGCGACAACCAACCAGACAAGGGCGACAACCAACCAGACAAGGGUGACAACCCUCAAGAUGACGAAGAAGAAGAAGAUGAGGUCAUUGAUCUCUCCUGCGGCGUGUGGAAGUUGCGCACCAACGCGUUUGGCUCACGUUUUGCCAACCUGUACGUGUUCGCCACCUUCAUGGGCGUGUCGGCCUUGUUCUCUACCAUGGUCAAUAGUGUCGUGCAUGUGCAGCUGACCUCCAUAGAGAAACAGUUCAACAUCGACAACUCACAGGCCGGCCUGUUUGAUGUGGCGUCACGCGCUGGUCACAUGUCCACCAUCUUGUUUGCCGGUCACUUUGCCAAGACUGUCCACAUCCCGCUGACCAUCGGGCUGUCUGGAAUGUUCCAGGGGGUGCUGCUAGCGACCCCCGCCUACCUGCACUUCGCUGACCCCUACCAGCUGCCCGUACUGGAACACGCCUCCUACUUCAACCAAUCAAAUUCCACCAACUACGGGGACCAGGCCAAGUACAUGUGUGACGCUAAUUACGUCAUCAGCAACACCACAGGACAUCACCAAAAGAACAGUACGGGCACUACCAACCAGAUGGCCUUUAUCGUCAUCCUCGUGGUGCAGGCCAUCAAGGGCAUCACAGACACCUUCCAUUCGGGCUUCCUGCCUACACUCUACAUGGAUGACAACAUGGUGGACAAGGCCAAGAUGAGCAUUUUCUUUGGUAUCCAACACAUCAUCACCGACCUGGCCAGCCCCAUCGGCCGACAGAUUAACGGCAUCAUGACGGAGAUCCCGAUUGACCUGAAGGAGACCGACAUGGACCCUAAAGAUGGCCGUUUUAUCGCCGCCUGGUGGUUGGCCUUCCUGGUGUUCGGGGCCUGUCUGUUCCUCGUCUCCUUCCCCAUCCUGCUGUUCCCCAAGAAGUUGGUCUCACGCAGGAGGCAGAGGGAGGCGCUGGAGAGGGCCCGAGUGACGUAUGCGGGAGGGCACGUGGAGGAGGAGGUCGUCCAGCCAAUCUCCAGUCAGCUGAGUGUGGAGGACACGCUAAGAAAGUCCAGCAUCGUGACCACUGGCAUCUCAGGCGGGGUCAAGCACCGACUCAGUGUCUCCGGUCCCUCAAGGAAAGGAAGUCUGGCAUCCACGGGUCAACCAGCCAGCAGAAGGCCCAGCAUGUUCCCGCCCAUCCUGGCGCCCACAGAACGGAAGGUCAGCCUGACCGGAGACAUGGUGUUUGAGCAGACGAUCAAAGCUGCACCCAGACGUGCACCGGAAGCUGCGGCUGGUAAAGGUCAAGGUCGUUCAGGCAGAAGAAAGGGCAACCUGAAGACAAUGGUCAAAGAUUUCCCACAAGCCCUGCUGCGCAUGCUCAAGAUGCCAGCCUACCUGCUGCUGCUGAUCGACAUCGCCAUCGUGUCCAUCCCCAUGUCUGGCACCUCCAUCUUCAGGAGCACCUACAUGGCCAACCAGUACAACGUGCCCAUGUCCACUGUCACACUGGCCUCAGGGAUCUCGUCUGCCGUGGGUCACGUGAUCGGGACCCUGGCCAGUUCCUGGGUGGCGAGCAAGGUCCACACACGGAUGGGCCUGCUGUACAUCGUCAUGAGCAGCUACCUGUUCACGCUGGUCAUCACCCCGCUCUAUCUGGUCUUUGGCUGCAGUAAUGACGUGGUGUAUGGGGAGACUGGCGAGUACGGCAGGCCUGUGAACCUGACGGACGCCUGUGACUGCGAGAACGCCAAGGUGCUCAUCUCCUGUGGUGACGACGGCAACAACUACCUGUCGCCCUGCCACGCAGGUUGUACAGGCAUGGACGGCAAGAUCUUCACCGAGUGCUCCCUGUUGACCAACCUGACCCUUGGGAACAAGGUGACCCCCGGGCUGUGUGACACGGACUGUCACACCAACUUCAUCAUCUACGUCUUCCUACACGGCCUACAGAACAUCGCCAGCUCACUCGCCUCCAUACCACGCCGUCUGCUCAUUCUCAGGAUGGUGGACCCGAGGGACAGAGCCUUCGCUACCAGCAUCUUCGUCUUCUUCUCCAGUCUCAUGGCCAUCCCGUCCCCCAACCUGUUUGGCAAGGUCAUGGACGACACGUGUAGGGUGUGGGACGGUCGGUUCUGUGCUCUCUAUGACAGGGAUAAAGUCAGGUAUUUCCUGUCUGGCAUCGACAUAGGUGUGCACGGUGUGGUACAGAUCACCUACCUCAUCAUGUUGGGCCUCUUCAAGUGGGAGGAGUGGAAGAUGAGGCGUCAAGCCAAGAGGGGGCAGGGCACGGUGGACGCUGAGAUGACCGAGAAGACUUAGAUCUCAAGACUGUUCCUGUGUGUGUGUUCGUGUGUGUGUGUGUGUUUGUGUGUGUUGCUGUGUGUUAGUUCGUGUGUUUAUUGAUAUGUAUGUCAGUUCUCAUGUGUAAUGUGUGUGAGAGCUGUACUGUAUGUGUGUUUGUGAGAAUGACAUACUGUCCACAGCAAGAAGCUGUACCCACUGAACACGUGACCUUGGUGUGUUCGUUUAUGUCUGCAGUAUUCAGGUGUCAGGUUUGAAACAUCUGAUGUAAAAAUAAAGCCAUUCAUUAUUCUUGAAAUAAUAUUGUUGAUUGAAGAGAAAAGAAGUUGUAAAUAGAUGACGUCAUCUUUAUGCUCACUCAGAAUUUGAUGAAAGAUUUGAUCACACGUACAAGCUGUAUGGGACGGAGUGGUCAGAUGAUAGAGCGUACGAGUCCCUGAGUCUAUCCAGUUCUAAUGGGUACCUGACUCUCGUUUAGGAAAGCAAAGGCUGGCCUGGAGAUGAUCCCACUAAAUAAAUGAACUCUACUUCAUCUACCCAUAGAUCGGCAGGUCCGAAACUUAAGCUGUGGGUACCUGCAUAUUUUUGUACACGCUAGACAUGACUAUACUUGAUAAUGUGUCUGCUAAUUUUCACUGACUUGUUUUUUUUAAAAAAUAUAUUUGUGAUUGGACUGAUUUUUAUGUCACUGUAAAAACUACUGCAACCAGUAGCUCGAAGAGGAUUGUUAUUGAUAUUACCCCGUUUAUAUAAUCGAUACAUUGUACCACACUAGUUCUAGCGUCGACACAUUGUAUUGUACUAUUUACAGCAUGGAUACUAUUUAUUUAUAAGUUUGUAUAAUCGAUACUCCAGUAAUGUACUCGUGUGAUGUAACUGGUUUACAAUACUCAGUUGAAGUCAAAUUCUGUUGUUUGUGAUAUCUAUUCUACAACAUUCAGUCUAAGUCAAAUUCUGUUGUUUGUGAUAUAUGUUCUACAACAUUCAGUUAGUCAUAAUGUUGUUUGUGAUAUAUGUUCUACAACAUUCAGUUAGUCAUAUAAUGUUGUUUGUGAUAUAUGUUCUACAAAAUUGAACACUUCGCUCUUGAAAGACUUUCGACGUCA